Symbiodinium sp. CCMP2592 is the source of this 2076-nucleotide messenger RNA. The record is from the annotation of a GenBank genome assembly. NCBI's taxonomy places the organism in Eukaryota, Dinophyceae, Suessiales, Symbiodiniaceae.
AUGGCGCUGAAGGUGCCAAACUUGGAGCUGAAUGAUGGGAAGUCAAUGCCGAUUCUAGGUUUCGGCUGCUACAAAGUCGGGGUGGUUCCUGGGUCAGCUGCAGGGGCUGCCGAUGCGCCCAAGCCAGCUCCAGCAAAGGGUGUCAUUGCGGACGCCCUCGCAGCCGGCUAUCGAUGCUUCGAUUGUGCACAGUUCUAUGAGAAUGAGGAUGCCAUUGGCGAAGCGUUCCAGGUCGCUGGCGUUCCCAGGGAAGAGCUCUACAUCAUCUCCAAGGUUUGGACCAACAAUAUCCACGAUGGCCCAAAGGCUGUCCGGCAGCAGUGCCUCAAGUCCAUCAAGGACCUAGGCUGCGGCUUCCUUGACCUUUACAUGAUCCACUGGCCGGUCCCUGGCAAACACGUGGAAGCGUACCAGGAGCUGGUGGCUUUGCAAGCGGAGGGCCUGAUCAAGUCCAUCGGAGUUUCAAAUUACACCGUCGAGGACCUCUCAGAACUUCAGGCUGCAAAACUGCCUCUCCCCGCAGUGAAUCAGAUCGAGAUUAACCCCUUUUUGUACCGGCAGAAGACCAUCGCGCAUUUCAAGGGACUCGGCAUACAACUGCAGGCCUACCGAGCACUCUGCAACUUUGGCAAGGCGGCCUCGCUCGAGAGCGAGGUCGUGGGUGCUUUGGCAGCUAAGCAUGGCCGUUCUGCAUCUCAGAUUCUUGGAAAGUGGUGUAUACAGAAAGGCUUCCAGCACAUACCAAAGAGCGAAAAGCGCUCCAGGAUGGAAGAAAAUGCGCGCCUCUUCGACUUCGAGCUGGACACAGAGGAUAUGGACAAAUUGGAGAACCUGACAACUCCAGCAGCGCUGGAAACCUUCAAGUCCUCCUACCUGAAAGGCAUCGUGCGAGACACGCCCUUGCAGGCCAGCGCAGAGGCCAUCAGGAAAGACAUCACCCUUGAGUGGCACAGCAUAGACGCACGGGCCGCCAAGUGCGUAGUUGCUGCAUUUCGAUUGUGCCGCGAAUUGGCUCGAAGCACCUGGGUCAGCCAACGCACAACGUCACACAACGCCACUGAGACUCUGCAGGCGGCAGGGGGCUGGACUUCCAAGAUGACGACGGAGAAGGAAAUGGACUUGUCCGGGGAAAAGCUGUCCGUCAGCGACUUCAGUCUCGGGAAAACGCUGGGAACUGGAGCUUUUGGACGGGUCAGGUUUGUGACGCACAAAAGCAGUGGAAGACAUUAUGCCUUGAAGACGCUGAAAAAGGCCGCUAUCAUCAAGAUGAAGCAGGUGGAUCAUAUCAUGAGUGAGAAGCAGAUCCUCGCAAAGCUCCAGCAUCCGUUCAUUGUGAACAUGUUUGGCUCCUUCCAUGAUCCUCGCUACAUUUACAUGGUCCUGGAGUACAUCGUUGGAGGUGAGUUCUUCACCCAUCUUCGAAAGGCUGGACGGUUCGAUAAUGAGCAGUCACUUUUCUAUGCAGCGCAGAUCACCUGCAUCUUCGAGUAUUGCCACGAGCUGAACAUCGUUUAUCGUGAUCUGAAGCCGGAGAACAUCUUGAUCAAUGCGGACGGCUAUGUCAAGCUCACAGACUUUGGCUUCGCCAAAGUCAUCGAGCACCGCACAUACACACUCUGCGGAACGCCGGAGUACAUUGCGCCAGAAGUGCUGCUCAACAAGGGGCAUGGCAAGCCUGUUGACUGGUGGACGCUAGGCAUCCUUAUCUAUGAGAUGAUUGUCGGCUAUCCCCCGUUCGUCGAUGAGGACCCGAUGGGCAUCUACCAGAAGAUCCUGGCUGGCAAGAUCACCUUCCCGAAGAUUUUCCACAAGGAGGCAAAGAGCUUGGUGAAGAAGCUGCUCACUCCCGACCUGGGCAAGCGCUUCGGCAAUCUGAAGAACGGUGCAGCAGACAUCAAAGAGCACAAGUGGUUCAAGGACCUUAGCUGGGAUGACCUGCUUGCGAAGAAGAUUGAGGCUCCCUUCAAGCCAGCAGUGAAGGGAGCGACAGACACAAGCAACUUCGAUGACUAUCCGGAUUCGGACCAAGAGCCUCCUGCAGUCAAUGCGUCUCAAGAUCCGUUCACCAACUGGUGA